Molecule: messenger RNA, 538 nt
Organism: Camarhynchus parvulus
Lineage: Eukaryota; Metazoa; Chordata; Aves; Passeriformes; Thraupidae
Gene: SNPH
Product: syntaphilin
Exons: 5
Coding region: 1-468 (155 amino acids)
Source: RefSeq, a predicted model, not a curated record
AUGAGUAACCGGGCUGUGCUGGAGAACGGGACGUGCCGUGCCGUGCCGUGCCGUGCCAGCCAUCGCAGAGGAGGGAGCAAAUUACGCAGCUGCACGGCUCAUCCCUCCCUCCCUCCCUUUUCCAUCCAUCCUUCCCUCCCUCCCUUCGCCAUCCCUCCCUCCUCCAUCCCUCCCUCAUCCCUCCAGCGCUCCCGGCCGCCCCGCCGCACCCAUGGAGGCCGGCGCAGGUCGCUGAGCCCCCCACCCCGGCGCUGCCGCCCCCGACAUCGGCGGGGCCCCGCGCAGUUCCCUGUGCCCAGGAGCCGUGGCACUGUGGCCAUGUCCGUGCCGGGGAGCAGACGCGCGUCCACGGGAUCACGAAGGCGCCCCUCGCCCCCCGGGAGGGACACCUACGGCACCUCCUCGCUGAGCAGCAGCAGCAAUUCUGGCUCCUGCAAGGGCAGCGACAGCAGCCCCACCCCAAGGUAACCCAUCACCCGUGGCCCCAGGGCGGCUGCUGGGUGCCCCCGGGCAGGGGGAGCAGUCCCCCCGUGCUGCC